AUGAAUUCCCACAGCAAUGUUCCCCUGCGGGCCGUGGGAUUCUUUGCAUCAUUACUUUUGGCUCUUUCUUUUUCACCUUGCUGUGCGCAAGAUGCUGAUGCAGAACUGGGGACUCAAGCCACGCUUGAAGAAAUGCCAGAAGGCGCAUCUACCUUGGCUUUUGUGUUUGAUGUGACUGGCUCAAUGUACGAUGACUUAGUUCAGGUGAUCGAGGGAGCAUCCAAAAUUUUGGAGACUUCUUUGAAGAGACCCAAGAGACCGCUUUACAACUUUGCACUGGUUCCUUUCCACGAUCCAGAAAUUGGUCCUGUAACAAUUACCACAGAUCCUAAGAAAUUUCAGUAUGAACUCAGGGAGCUCUAUGUUCAGGGAGGUGGUGACUGUCCAGAGAUGAGCAUUGGAGCAAUCAAAAUUGCUCUAGAGAUUUCUCUUCCUGGCUCAUUCAUCUAUGUGUUUACUGAUGCACGAUCCAAAGACUACAAGCUGACGCAUGAAGUCUUGCAGCUGAUUCAGCAGAAGCAGUCACAGGUGGUAUUUGUUCUAACAGGAGACUGUGAUGAUAGAUCACAUAUUGGUUAUAAAGUCUAUGAAGAAAUUGCAUCAACAAGUUCUGGUCAAGUUUUUCACUUGGAUAAAAAGCAAGUCAAUGAGGUACUGAAGUGGGUAGAAGAAGCAGUGCAAGCUUCCAAAGUUCACCUCUUGUCCACAGACCACCUGACUUCAGCAGUAAAUGCUUGGCAAAUCCCCUUUGAUCCCAGCUUGAAAGAGGUUACAGUGUCAUUGAGUGGUCCUUCUCCAGCAAUUGAAGUCCAUGAUCCUUUAGGCAAGCUUUUAAAGAAAGGAACUGGUUUGAUCGAGUUGCUGAAUAUUGAAAACUCUGCAAAGGUAGUGAACAUAAAAGACCCAGAGCCUGGAAUGUGGACAAUUAAGACAUCAAGUAGUGGGCGACACUCUGUUCGAAUCACCGGUCUCAGUACUAUUGACUUCAGAGCUGGUUUUUCUCGAAAGCCGACACUAGACUUCAAAAUGACUUCCAGCAGACCAGUACAAGGGAUACCUACCUACAUCCUGCUAAAUACUACAGGGAUCCAUCUUCCUGCCAGAGUGGACCGUCUAGAACUGCUCAGCAUCACUGGAGACCUUCUGAAGACACUGCCUGUGAAAUAUUUCCCUGAUAGAAAACCUUAUGGAAUCUGGAAUAUUACCGAAUUUAUUCCACCAAAUGAUGCCUUCUUUCUGAAAAUAACUGGCUAUGACAAAAAUGAUUACCUCUUCCAGAGAGUUUCAAGUGUUUCAUUUUCUAAUAUUAUUCCUGAGGCUCCAAAAGUAAGCAUGCCCAAGAAAACCCCAGGAUAUUAUCUACAGCCAGGUCACAUUCCUUGCAACAUAGCCAGCCUUAUACCUUUUACUAUGCAUUUUAGCAGAAAUGGAAUUAAACUGGGAAUGGAUCAGUUGUUCAAAGAAUCUGCUAAUGUGAACUGGGAGAUUCCCAAGGUGUCUCUGUCGGAUGAGGAUUACUAUGAAUGUAUUGCCAGCAGCAGUGCAGGAACUGGGCAGGCACAGACAUUUUUGGAUGUGUCAGAACCUCCACCUGUCAUACGGGUCGCUAAUAAUGUGACUGUCACUCCUGGUGAUCGAGCCAUAUUGACAUGCUUAACAGUGAGCACGGUGCGUUACAAUCUCACUUGGCACAGAAACCACAGGGAUCUGAAACUUGUGGACCCCCCUAGGAUACGGAUGAUGAGCAAUCUCUCGCUUGAAAUCAAAGUAGUAAAACUCUCGGAUGCUGGCGAGUACAGCUGUGUGGCUUCUAAUGAAGGUGGAUCCACUGUGGCAUCUGUAUUCCUUACAGUGCAAGAACCACCCAAAGUUAUUGCCUCACCCAAGAAUCAGACAUUUACUGAAGGUUCUGAGGUGUCCAUUAGUUGCUCUGCAACUGGCCAUCCAAAGCCGACAAUAGUGUGGACGCACAAUGAUAUGUUUCUCAUGAGUUCCCAAAGGUACAGGUUAACUCCUGAAGGCACCUUAAUUAUUAAAAAUGCUGUCCCCAAAGAUGCAGGACUCUAUGGCUGCUUGGCUAGUAAUGCAGCUGGAACAGCCAAGGAGACAACUAUCCUCACAUAUGUCGAGGUCCCUAAGUUGACUGUAGUCCAAAGUGAACUUUUGAUUGCUCUUGGAGACACCACUAUGAUGGAAUGCAAAACCACUGGAGUCCCACCUCCAUGGAUUAAAUGGUUUAAAGGUGACUUAGAGUUGAGGGCUUCAGAAUUUCUUAUUAUUGACUUUCAUCGUGGCCUUCUGAAGAUUGAGGAAACGCAAGAUUUGGAUGCUGGUGACUAUAUGUGCAUUGCAACCAAUAUUGCAGGAAGCGCAUCUGGCAAAAUCACUCUGGAUGUUGGCUCUCCUCCAGUUUUCACACAAGAGCCUAGUGAUGAAUCUAUGGAUAUUGGCUCAAACGUGACAAUGCCAUGCUAUGUUCAGGGUUACCCAGAACCAAAGGUGAAGUGGCAACGGCUGGAUGGCGCCCCACUUUUUUCAAGACAUUUUGCAAUUAGUUCCAUCAGUCAACUCAGAACAGGCGCCCUUUCUAUUAACAAUUUAUGGGUUACUGAUGAGGGGACCUAUAUCUGUGAAGCUGAAAACCAGUUUGGGAAGAUUGUCUCACGGCCAGCUACGCUUACAGUGACAGGACUUGUUUCACCUCUAAUUGGAAUGAGCCCAGCAGCAGCGAAUGUAAUUGAAGGUCAGCAGCUUACUUUGUCAUGUGUGUUGCUGGCAGGGAACCCUAUCCCAGAGCGAAAGUGGAUUAAAAAUAGUAUGGUGGUGGUCCAAACUCCCUAUAUCAGCGUUCGUAGUGAUGGGAGUCUUCAUCUUGAAAGGGUUCGGCUACAGGAUGCUGGAGACUACACCUGCAUGGCGAACAAUGUGGCAGGGACAAACAACAAAACAACUGCCGUCAGUGUCUUCGUCCUACCCAUAAUUCAGCAUGGACAGCAGAUAUUCAGUACUAUAGAAGGCAUCCCAGUUACGCUACCCUGCAAAGCCAGUGGAGUUCCUAAGCCAUCUAUAGUCUGGUCUAAGAAAGGAGAGGUGAUUUCUCCCAGCAAUCCAAAAUUUUCUGCAGGAUCUGAUGGGAGUCUGCAUUUAGUUUCUCCAGGAGGGGAGGAGUCUGGGGAAUAUAGCUGCACUGCAACAAAUGCAGGAGGCUAUGCAACUCGGAAAGUACAACUGACUGUCUACGUAAAACCAAGGGUGUCCAGACCUGGAGAUCAACAAGGAAUUUCACUGGAGAACCCAGUAGUGAUGUCAGUGAUAGCCGGGGAAGAUGUCACACUUCCCUGUGAAGUCAGAAGUUUGCCACCGCCUAUAGUAACCUGGGCUAAAGAAACGCAGCUUAUCUCUCCCUUUUCUCCAAGACACACCUUCCUCUCUUCAGGUUCAAUGAAGAUCUCUGAGACCCGGGUUUCAGACAGUGGCAUGUAUAUUUGUGUAGCCACAAACAUUGCUGGGAAUGUGACUCAGUCAGUGAAACUUAAUGUAUAUGUUCCUCCAAAGAUCCAACGUGGGCCUCGAGUGAUGAAAGCAAAAGUUGGUUACAGAAUUGAUAUACCUUGCAAUGCCCAAGGAAUUCCACCUCCAAUGAUCACCUGGCUUAAAGAGCAGAAUCACAUUUUGAUAGAUGACAGGCAAUAUGCCAUCUCUCCAGAUGGGGCGCUGAGCAUCAGCAAAGUCCUACUUUCAGACGCUGGAAGUUACAAAUGUGUGGCAAAUAACAUUGCUGGCCGUGAUGAAGCUGAGAUAAUGAUCCAUGUUCAAGAACCUCCUACUGUAGGUGCACUUGACCCACCAUACAACACUCCAUUUCAAGAAAGAGUAGCAAAUCAGCGAAUUGCCUUUCCAUGUCCUGCCAAAGGUACCCCCAAACCUAUUAUAAAAUGGCUACAUAACAACAGGGAGCUAACUGGCAACGAACCUGGUAUUUCAAUCUUGGAAGAUGGCACACUGUUGGUUAUUGCUUCAGUCACGCCAUACAACAACGGAGAAUAUGUCUGCAUUGCAGCCAAUGAAGCUGGAAGCACAGAAAGAACAUAUAAGCUGAAGGUUCAUGUUCCACCUGAAAUCAGAGAUCAGGACAAGGUGACAAAUGCAUCUGUUACGGUUAAUCAGCCUGUAAGUCUGUUUUGUGAGGUAUCUGGCAACCCAUUUCCCAUCAUCACCUGGUAUAAAGAUGAUGUCCAGAUUGUGGAGAGCAGCACUCUGCAGAUUUUGAACAAUGGAAAACUGUUGACGCUUCUUAAAGCAGCUACUGAUAAUGCUGGCCAGUAUUCGUGUAAAGCCACCAAUAUAGCAGGGAGCUCUGAGAAAUUCUUCACUGUAGAUGUGCGAGUCCCACCUACUAUAAAAGGUUCCGAUUCAUCCAGCGAACUUUCAUUCAUCCUCAACCAAGAAGCCACUUUAGAAUGUAGAGUCAGUGGCUCUCCUUUCCCCAUCAUCCAAUGGUUUAAAGAUGGCAAGCCCCUCUUCUUAGGUGAUCCUAAUAUUGAGGUUUGGGACGAAGGACAAAUCCUGCACAUUAAGAGUGCUCGGAGAAUUGACAAAGGGCACUAUCAGUGCAGUGCCACCAAUUCUGCUGGUAAACAGCUCAAGGAGCUCAAAGUCAGCAUCCAUGUCCCACCUGCCAUCAAAGGAGGAAACGUUACCACUGAGGUGUCGACAUUGCUAAACAGCAUAGUCAAGCUGGAGUGUGAGACGAGGGGGAUCCCAGCUCCUACAAUAAUGUGGUAUAAAAAUGGCCGCCCCAUCAUUUCUAGCCCACAAGCCCUUUAUUUGGAAAGGGGGCAAUUCCUUCAGAUUCCUGAUGCCCAAGUCUCCGAUUCUGCUAAGUACAUCUGCCAGGCAACUAAUGUAGCUGGAACAGCUGAAAAAAUAUUCCAAGUGGAUGUCUAUGUUCCUCCGAUUAUUGAGGGUGACUCUGAAACAAUACAGAACAAGCAAGUGGUUGCUGGCAGUUCACUAGUGCUGGAGUGUAAUGCAGCAGGCAACCCACCUCCCCUGCUGACCUGGCUAAAGGACGGAGUUCCUGUGAAAGCAAGUGACAACCUCCACAUUGUGUCUGGUGGGAGGAAGCUGGAGAUCUUGAAUUCUGGAGAGGCUGACCAUGGCCAGUAUGUAUGCGUGGCUACCAGCAUAGCAGGAGAAAAAGAAAUCAAAUAUGAUGUGGAAAUCCUAGUACCACCAAGUGUAGAAGGUGGAAAUGAAUCUUCAGACUAUAUUGUGAUUCUCCACAGUCCCCUGGAGUUGGACUGCCCAGCAAAAGGAACUCCUCUGCCAACAAUCACAUGGUUGAAAAAUGGCCAGCCUGUUGAGGAGGGAGCUGGAUAUAAGAUCUUGCUGGAUGGACGCAAGCUUCUCAUCUCACGGGCUGACGUGUCAGAUACCGGCCAUUAUCAGUGCAUAGCGACAAACAAGGCAGGCGACAACAAAAGGGAAUUCGAUGUGACUGUGCACGUCCCUCCAACGAUCAAAGCAACUGGCCCUCCUGAGAGAUCAGUGGUGAUACACAAACCGGUAACACUACAGUGCAUAGCCAAUGGCACACCCAUCCCUUCCAUCACGUGGUUAAAAGACAGCCGGCCUGUAAACACUGCUAGAGCAAAUAUUAGACUGGAAUCCUCAGGACGCAUUCUGCAGAUUUCUAAGACUCUUAUGGAAGCUGCUGGCAGAUACACCUGUGUAGCAACAAACGCGGCCGGGGAAGCUCAGCAGCACAUCCGGCUGCAUGUAUAUGAGCCACCCAGUCUGAAGGAUCCAGGGAAAAUGAUAAAUGAGACUGUGGUUUUGAACAAUCCAAUACAGCUGGAGUGCAAAGCAUCUGGAAAUCCUUUGCCAGUUAUCACAUGGUACAAAGAUAACCAACCUCUCACCAAUACUGCCGGCAUCACUUUCUUGAACAGAGGGCAAGUUGUACAGAUUGAUGGCGCCCAGAUCUCUGACACCGGCAUUUAUAAAUGCGUUGUGGCGAAUGCAGCGGGAAUAGCUGAGCUGUUCUACAGUCUUCAAGUUCAUGUUCCACCCUCUAUUUCUGGCAACAAUGACAUGGUAACUGUUGUGGUGAAUAAUCCAGUAAGGUUGGAAUGUGAAGCCCGUGGGAUCCCGGUUCCCAUUCUGACCUGGCUGAAAGAUGGCAGCCCUGUUUCUAGCUUUUCAAAUGGACUCCAGAUUCUUUCUGGAGGUCGCAUCCUGGCAUUGACAAGUGCACAGAUCAGCGAUACGGGAAGGUACACGUGUGUUGCAGUAAAUGCAGCAGGGGAGAAACAAAGGGAUAUUGAUCUUAGAGUUCAUGUUCCACCCAACAUCAUGGGAGAGGAGCAGAAUGCCUCUGUGGUCAUGGGAGAAGAUUUAGAACUCGGCUGCCAGAGCAAAGCCAUUCCCCCGCCCAGCCUGCAGUGGCUGAAAGAUGGUCGGCCGCUGCUGAGGAAGCUGGGCCUCAGCAUUACAGAAGAGGGAAGUGUAUUGAAGAUUGAAGGAGCGCAGGCUCAAGACACGGGACGCUACACUUGUGAAGCGACAAAUGUGGCUGGAAAAACAGAAAAGAACUACAAUGUCAAUGUGUGGGUGCCACCAAGUAUUUACAGUUCAGAUAUAAUUACUCAGCUGACUGUAAUUGAAGGAAACCUCAUCAGCAUGAUAUGCGAGUCCAGUGGAAUUCCACCACCAGCCCUCAGCUGGAAAAAGAAUGGUUCUCCAUUACUGGCUGACCCUACAGGUAGGGUCAGGGUGUUAUCUGGAGGAAGGCAGCUGCAAGUUUCUAUUGCUGAAAAAUCAGAUUCAGCUGCCUAUAUGUGUAUGGCUUCAAAUGUAGCUGGAUUAGCAAAGAAGGAAUAUAAUUUGCUGGUAUAUGUUCGUCCAACUAUAUUGGACAGUGGGAGCCAACAAUCGGAUGUAACUGUGACCCGAGGAAAUAAUAUUUCAUUAGAAUGCAAGGCAGACGGUGUUCCACAGCCAGCUGUCACCUGGAUGAAGGAUGGUCGGCCAUUAGUCAAGGGGAGAAGAGUUGAAAUACUGAAUGAAGGACAUCAUCUUCGACUGAAAAACACUCAGGUGUCGGACACUGGCCGUUAUGUGUGCGUUGCUGUGAAUGUGGCGGGACUGUCGGACAGGAAAUAUGACUUAAGCGUUCAUGUCCCUCCAAGUAUUGUGGGUGACCUGGCUGUGCCUGAAAAUAUCAGCGUAGUGGAGAAAAAUCCUGCCACCCUGAUUUGCGAAGCUUCAGGAAUUCCUCAUCCAUCAAUAACAUGGCUGAAGUAUGGGCAGCCUGUUUCUUUGAGUAGCACUAUCAGAAUCCUGUCAGGUGGCAGGAUGUUGCGCUUAAUGCAGGUGAAUGUAGAAGAUGCGGGUCGUUACACCUGUGUGGUGACUAACAUUGCAGGAGAGGAAAGGAAGAGCUUUGACCUUUCAGUUUUAGUUCCACCAGGCAUUGUGGGAGGAAGUGAACAGGAAGAUGUGAAAGUAAAAGAAAAGCAGAGUGUGAUGCUAACAUGUGAAGUGACAGGGAACCCCACUCCAGAAAUUACAUGGUUAAAAGACGGGCAACCUUUCCUACAGGAUGAUGGCCAUCAGUUAACAUCCAAUGGGCGCUUUCUGCAAAUGAUAAAUGCACAAGUAGCAGACACAGGGAGAUAUACAUGCAUUGCAUCCAAUACAGCUGGAGACAAGAGCAAAAGCUUUAGUGUUAAUGUACUUGUGUUUCCAUCCAUUGUGGGGGCAGAUAAUGAUGGGGGUACAGAAGAAGUCACAGUUAUCUUGAAUAACCCCACAUCGCUGAUUUGUGAGGCUUAUUCAUACCCCCCAGCUACUAUCACCUGGCUGAAAGAUGGCGUAGCUAUAGAAUCAAAUAGGAAUAUCAGGAUUUUGCCAGGUGGUCGAACUCUACAGAUUCUGAAUGCUCAGGAGGAUAACACUGGUAGAUAUACUUGCAUAGCUACAAAUGAAGCAGGGGAAACAUUAAAACACUAUGAAGUGAAAGUCUACAUCCCUCCUACCAUCAACAGAGGGGAUCUGGCAGGAGUGGGCUUGUCCCCUAAGGAGGUGAAAAUCAGAGUGAACAACAGCCUGACACUGGAAUGUGAAGCUCACGCGAUCCCUGCUGCUGGCAUCAGCUGGUACAAGGAUGGACAGCCUAUUACAUCAGACGAUCACAUAACAAUCCAAGCCAGUGGACGCAUCCUACAAAUCAAGGCAGCUCAGAUAUCUGACACUGGCCGUUAUAGCUGUGUUGCCACAAAUAUAGCUGGAGAGGAUGAGCUGGAGUUUGAUGUCAACAUCCAAGUUCCUCCUAGUUUCCGAAAACCACCUGGAGGCUGGGAAGAUGGCAACGUGCUGGGUACAGGACUAGGAGGAGAGCCCAAAACUGUGAUCAUGAACAAUCCUCUCUCUUUAUAUUGUGAGACUAAUGCUGUGCCCCCUCCAGUUCUUACCUGGUAUAAGGACGGUUAUUCCCUGAGUUCCAGUGAUAAAGUAUUGAUAUUACCAGGAGGUCGGGUGUUGCAAAUUCCACGGGCUCAGAGUGAAGAUGCUGGGAGGUACACGUGUGUUGCCGUAAACGAGGCAGGGGAAGAUUCCAUCCAUUACGACGUCCGCGUGCUUUUGCCACCAUCCAUUCCUGGAACCAAUGGAGACAUCCCCGAAGAGGUGACUGUGAUGAUGAGCAAGAUGGCCGUGAUGGAAUGUAUGGCAAAUGGCAACCCUACUCCAACUGUUACCUGGCAGAAAGAUGGGCAGCUCUUAGUUGAAGAUUCCCAACACAAAUUCUUAGCCAGUGGAAGAACCCUUCAGAUCCUGAAUUCCCAACUAAUAGAUACAGGAAGAUAUGUCUGUGUUGUGGAGAACAUUGCUGGAAGUGCCAAAAAAUAUUUCAAUCUUAACGUCCAUGUUCCUCCAAGUAUUGUUGGAAUUAAUCCGGAGAAAUUGACUGUUGUGGUGAAUAACUUCAUCUCCUUGACCUGCGAGGUCACCGGGUUUCCACCGCCUGAUCUCAGUUGGCUCAAGAAUGGAAAACCUCUCAGCUUGAACACAAAUGCACUUAUUGUACCUGGUGGUCGCACACUGCAGAUUCCCAGGGCACGUCUGUCUGAUGGUGGAGAAUACGUUUGCAUAGCCAGAAACAGUGCUGGGGAAAGCAGGAGAAGGAGUUUCCUGACUGUUUUUGUUCCUCCUAGCAUUAAAGACCACAGUGGCACAGCUCUUGCCGUAGUAAACGUGAGAGUGGGCAUGCCGGUGACGUUAGAGUGUGAAUCCAAUGCUGUUCCUCCUCCUGUCAUCACCUGGUACAAAGACGGGCACAUGAUCACAGCGUCAUCUAAUGUCGAAAUCUUAACAGACGGACAAAUGCUUCAUAUCAAGGCUGUGGAGGUAUCUGAUACAGGCCACUAUGUAUGUAAAGCCAUAAAUAUUGCAGGACGAGAUGACAAAAAUUUCCAUCUUAAUAUUCAUGUACCACCCAGCAUUGAAGGCCCUGAGCAAGAGUGGAUCAAUGAAACCAUCAGUAACCCUGUAACCUUUACAUGUGACGCUACUGGAAUUCCUCCACCAGCAAUAACAUGGCUUAAGAAUGGGAAGCCACUCGAAAACUCUGCCUCCCUUGAAAUGCGUAUUUUGUCAGGAGGAAGCAAGCUUCAAAUCACCAGAUCUCAGUAUUCAGAUAACGGGAACUAUUCCUGCAUUGCCUCAAAUGUAGAAGGCAAAACUCAGAAAUUGUAUCUCCUUUCUGUUCAAGUACCUCCAGAUAUUCCUGGAUCUGAAAUGCCAAGUGAAGUCAGCGUCAUCCUUGGGGGAAACAUCCAGCUUUCCUGUAAAGCCAAUGGAAUCCCCGCACCAGUCAUCCAGUGGCUGAAAGAUGGAAAACCAAUCAGUGGUGAUGAAUCUCAGCGGAUAAGCCUGGCUCCAGAUGGCAGCUCGCUCAACAUUUCUGGAGCCCUUACGAGUGACGUAGGAAAAUAUACUUGCGUUGCUACCAACUCUGCAGGGGAAGAAGACCGAAUUUUCAAUGUGAAUGUCUAUGUCCCGCCAACUAUAACAAACAAUAAGGAUGAACCUGAAGCCCUAACAGUCUUACUGGACACUUCGAUAAACAUUGAAUGCCAAGCUGUGGGCACUCCACCGCCGCAGAUAAAUUGGCUGAAGAAUGGGCUCCCCAUUUCUAUCUCCUCACACCUCAGGUUGCUGUCAGCUGGACAGGUUCUCAGAAUUGUAAGAGCACAGGUAGCUGAUGUUGGCAUGUACACCUGUGUAGCCUCCAACAGAGCUGGUGUGGACAACAAGCAUCAUAGCCUUCAGGUGUAUGUUCCACCCAGCAUAGACAACGGCGGAGGAACAGAAGAAAUAACUGUUGUAAAAGGAAAUCCAGUCUCUUUGGUGUGUUUGGCUGAUGGAACGCCAACACCGAAUAUGUCAUGGCUUAAAGAUGGCCAACCUUUAGACAGUGGCUUCCAUGUGUCAUUGGACAACCAAGGAAUGGGUCUUCAUAUAGCAAAGUCAGAGGCUGAUGACACAGGUAGAUACACCUGUAUAGCAUCUAACAAAGCUGGAGAAGUCAACAAGCACUUUACUCUUAAAGUGCUAGAACCCCCUCGUAUUAAUGGAUCAGAGCAACCUGAAGAAAUCUCAAUAGUGGUUAACAACCCACUAGAGCUCUUCUGUAUUUCUGAUGGCAUUCCAACCCCCCAAAUCACAUGGAUGAAGGAUGGGCGUCCACUGCCCCAAACUGACGAUAUUCACAUCAUGAGAGGAGGAGAGGUUCUUCGAAUAUCCAAUGCUCAAGUAGAAGACACUGGAAGAUACACAUGUUUGGCUUCUAGCCCUGCAGGAGAUGAUGACAAAGAAUUUUUAGUGAGAGUACACGUCCCUCCUAAUAUUGCUGGUACAAGUGAUCCUCAGAAUCUCAGUGUCCUGCAGAAUAGGCAGAUAAUACUGGAAUGCAACUCAGAUGCAGUCCCUCCCCCUACAAUCACAUGGCUCAAGGAUGGAGAGAUUUUGCAGGCGACUCCCCGAGUUCGCAUCUUAUCCAGUGGGAGAUACCUGCAAAUCAAUAAUGCUGACCAAAGCGAUGCAGCAAACUACACCUGUGUGGCAAGUAAUAUUGCAGGCCAAACCAAAAGAGAGUUUGCAUUGGCUGUAAAUGUUGCUCCUACAAUCAAAGAUGGCCCACAGAUGGUGACAGUGAAUAUGAAUAUGUCUGCUGUCUUGGAGUGUAUUGCGGAAGGUAUUCCAGCCCCAAGAGUUUCAUGGAGAAAGGAUGGAACCCUUUUCGCUGGGAAUAAUGCCAGAUAUUUAGUAUCAGACAAAGGAUCCCUUCAUAUAUAUGCAGCACAAGUUACUGACACUGGGCGCUAUCUUUGCAUGGCAACCAACGUUGCUGGCACUGAGCGCAAGCGGACUGAUUUCCACGUCCAUGUUCCUCCCUCUGUUGCUCCUGGGCCUAUCAACAUUACAGUAACUGUGAAUGUCCAAACCACCUUGCCAUGUGAAACCUCAGGGAUUCCUAAACCAACAAUAACCUGGAAGAGGAAUGGGCAGCUCCUUAAUGUUGAUCAGAAUCAGAACACAUUCAGACUUCUGUCUUCAGGGUCACUAGUAAUAAUUUCUCCCACUGUAGAUGACACUGCACUCUAUGAAUGUAUGGUAUCAAAUGAGGCAGGCGAGGACCGAAGAACAAUUUCUCUCAUUGUACAAGUGCCACCAUCCUUAGCAGAUGAAGUUGCAGAUCUAUUGGUAACCAAGUUGUCUCCAGUCGUGAUCCCCUGCACUGCAUCAGGCGUUCCUUUGCCCACCAUCCACUGGAUGAAGAAUGGAAUAAGACUUCUUCCUCGAGGAGAUGGCUACAGAAUUCUAUCUUCAGGUGCUAUUGAAAUAACUGCUGCUCAACUGGACCAUGCAGGAAGGUACACCUGCACAGCACAGAAUGCAGCUGGCUCUGCCCAUCGACACAUUACUCUUCAUGUUCAGGAACCACCAACUAUUCGAGUCCAACCUGGAACACUUGAAGUUAUUCUCAACAACCCAAUUCUCUUACCAUGUGAAGCAGUAGGCAUACCUCAUCCUGUAAUAACAUGGCAGAAGGAAGGGGUCAGUGUUAUCACAACAGGGAACAGUUUUACCAUUCUUCCCAGUGGCAGUUUGCAGAUUGCAAAAGCUGCUUCUGAAGAUGCUGGAAUUUACAUGUGUGUUGCUCAGAAUCCCGCAGGCACUGCCGUUGGAAAGAUCAAGCUAAAAAUUCAAGUUCCUCCAGCUAUCAAAUCUCAUCUUGAAGAAUAUGUGGUGGUUGUGGAUAAGCCUGUCACACUGCUGUGUGAAGCAGAUGGCUACCCAGCUCCUGAGAUUGGAUGGCAUAAAGAUGGACAGAAGGUCCCAGAAUCCAUGAGGCAACGAAUUCUCAGCACAGGGGCUUUGCAGAUUGCAUUUUCUCAGCCUGGUGACACUGGGCGUUACACAUGCACUGCUACAAACGUGGCUGGAUCAAGCAGCUCCAAUAUGGAACUCACUGUGCUUGUCCCACCUAAGAUACACCGUACAGAGAACCACUACACCGUUGUUGAACAUUCACAAAUUGUUAUGCCAUGUGUUGCUGAUGGGAUGCCUGCACCAUCCAUGAACUGGAAGAAAAAUGGCAUUCUUUUAACGAGCAUGAUGGGGAAACGCACAACUGUGCCACAUGGAAAUCUCAUUGUGGACAAUGCUGUGCCUGAAGAUUCUGGCAGCUACACCUGUAUUGCCAGCAAUGUUGCUGGUGAAGAUGCCCACACUGUCAACUUGACAGUCCAUGUGCUCCCCACCUUUACUGAGCUCCCAGGAGAUGUGGCUUUAAACAAAGGAGAACGGCUUCAAUUAACUUGUAAAGCAACUGGAGUUCCCAUACCCAAAAUCAUAUGGACUUUUAACAAUAAUAUUAUCCCAGCACAAUAUGAUGAUGUGAAUGGACUUAGUGAACUUGUUAUCGAAAGAGUGUCUAAAGAGGAUUCAGGUACCUAUGUGUGUACAGCAGAAAACCUGGUUGGUUCUAUCAAGGCUCUUGGAUUUGUGUAUGUUAAAGAACCUCCGGUCUACAUGGGAGAUUAUCAUUCCAGUAGGAUUGAGCCCCUGGGUGGCAAUGCUAUUCUCAACUGUGAAGUUAGAGGAGACCCGCCUCCAACUAUCCAGUGGAGCAAAAAAGGCGUUGGCAUUGAGAUCAGCAACCGAAUUAGACAACUUGGCAAUGGAUCCCUUGCCAUCUAUGGCACAGUAAAUGAAGAUGCUGCUGAAUAUACAUGUGUAGCUACAAAUGAUGCUGGUGUGGUUGAACAUCAUGUCACCCUAACAUUACACAGUGCACCUGUUAUUACAAUUGAACCAAUAGAGACUAUUGUGGAUGCUGGAACCACAGCAGUGCUGAACUGCCAAGCAGAAGGAGAACCUCCUCCAACUAUUGAAUGGUCUCGCCAAGGCUGGCCUCUUUUUAACGAGGAUCGCAUGACCGUUUUGACGAAUGGCUCCUUGCAUAUUGCAGUCGCACAUAAAGAGGAUACUUCUGAAUACGAAUGUGUAGCUAGGAACCUCAUGGGUUCUGUACUUGUCAAAGUGCCCUUCAUUGUCCAAGUGCAUGGUGGCUUUUCUGAAUGGCUUGACUGGCAGCCAUGUAGCCUAACAUGUGGCCAAGGUGUUCAAAAGAGGAUUCGUCUGUGUAACAAUCCUCUCCCUGCAAAUGGCGGGCGGCGCUGCACCGAGCCUGAUUAUGAAAGACGCAGCUGUCAGAACAAACUAUGUCCAGUGGAUGGCAGCUGGUCGGAAUGGGGUUCUUGGGAAGAAUGCUCUAAAACCUGUGGGCAAGGCAAUAAGACAAGAACCAGAACAUGUAGCCACCCUCCAGCUCAACAUGGCGGAAAGCCCUGUGAUGGCAAUGCUGUGGAGUCAACCAUAUGCAACGAUAGGCCGUGUCCAGUUAAUGGUGCCUGGGGCUCUUGGCUACCAUGGGGACCUUGCAGUGAAACAUGCGGCAAAGGUACUCACACCAGAUUAAGGCUAUGCAAUAACCCCCCUCCUUCAUUUGAUGGCUCUUACUGUGACGGGGCUGAUAAGCAGAUGCAGGUUUGCAGUGAGAGAGACUGCCCAGUCAAUGGAAAGUGGUCUUCUUGGUCCAGCUGGAGUGUCUGUACUAUGUCCUGUGGAGGUGGCACCCGGCAGAGAACAAGAGAUUGCUCAGACCCACCACCACAAUAUGGCGGACACACAUGCGAAGGGAGUGAUGUGCAGGUUGACUUUUGUAAUAACGACCCUUGCCCCAUGCACGGUAAUUGGGGCCCUUGGAGCCACUGGGGAACUUGCAGCCGAACAUGUAAUGGUGGCCAGAUGAGGAGGUACCGGACUUGCGACAACCCUCGUCCACUCAAUGGAGGAAGGGCCUGUGCCGGGGCUGAUACACAAAUACAGAGGUGUCGUGCAGAGCUAUGUCCUGAGCAUGGAAACUGGGGGACAUGGCUGCCUUGGAGCACAUGCUCUGCUUCUUGUGGAGGAGGGGAGCAGACCCGGACGCGGCUGUGCAAUCAUCCAGCCCCAUCCAACAAUGGACGUCCUUGUCCUGGAGACAAGUCCCAGAUAUCCAGGUGUAACUAUCAAGCUUGUCCAGGUGGGCCUCCACGAACUAGAGGAAGUGUCAUUGGCAAUAUUAACAACAUUGAGUUUGGAAUAGCUUUUCUGAAUGCCACCGUAAUAGAAAGUCCAGAUCUGGACACUAGAAGGAUACAAGCCAAAAUUACAAAUAUCCCUCGGACUCUUGGUCCAGCAAUGAGAGCACUGGUUUCUAUUCUGAGUCCCAUUUAUUGGACAACAGCCAAGGAAAUUGGAGAAGCUAUGAAUGGUUUUUCACUCACUGAUGCAGUUUUCAAGAGAGAGACACAAGUGGAAUUUGCUACUGGGGAGAUCUUACGAAUGACACACGUUGCCCGUGGCUUGGACUCAGAUGGUUCUUUACUCUUGGAUGUUGUCAUCAGUGGUCACAUACUACAGCUACAGUCAUCAACUGAUGUUAAUGUAAAGGAUUAUACAGAAGAUUACAUUCAGACAGGCCCUGGUCAGCUCUAUGCUUACUCUACACGACUCUUCACCAUAGAUGGAGUUAGCAUGCCGUAUACUUGGAACCAUACCAUUACCUACGAUCAAAAGCAAGGAUCAAUGCCCUUUCUGGUUGAAACACUACAAGCCUCUUCUGUUGAAACAGAAUACAACCCACUCGAAGAAGCUCUAACUUUUAAAAUCCGUGCUUCCAUUACAAAAGGAGACCAAAGCAACCAAUGUCCUAAUGGGUUUGGUUUAGAUUCUUCUGGGUCCUACUGCUUGGAUGAAGAUGAGUGUACAGCUCGAAAUCCAUGCUCCCAUGUAUGCCACAAUGCUAUAGGUGCCUAUUACUGCUCAUGUCCUAAAGGCCUUACCAUAUCAGCAGAUGGAAGAGCAUGUCAAGAUAUUGAUGAGUGUGCCUUAGGGAGGCAUUCGUGCCACACUGGCCAAGACUGUGAGAACAUGAUCAGUUCUUAUCGUUGUGUGGUUCGCUGUGGGAUUGGCUUCAGAAGAACCUCAGAUGGACUGAGUUGUCAAGAUGUUAAUGAAUGCCAAGAGUCUAACCCUUGUCAUCAACGCUGCUUCAAUACCAUUGGAAGCUUCCACUGUGGAUGUGAUCCAGGAUAUCAGCUAAAAGGCAGGAAAUGCAUGGAUGUGAAUGAAUGUAGGCAAAAUGUAUGCAGACUUGAUCAGCUAUGCAAGAAUAUGCGAGGUGGCUAUAAAUGCAUUGAUCUGUGUCCAAAUGGAAUGACCAAAGCAGAAAAUGGAACAUGUAUAGAUAUUGAUGAAUGCAGAGAUGGUACCCAUCAGUGCCGAUACAACCAGAUUUGUGAAAACUCACGAGGAAGCUACCGGUGUGUAUGCCCAAGAGGGUACCGAUCCCAGGGAGUUGGAAGACCCUGUAUGGACAUUAAUGAAUGUGAACAAGUGCCUAAACCUUGUGCAUAUCAAUGCAUGAACAGCCCUGGCAGCUUCAAGUGUAUCUGUCCUCCUGGACAACAGAUAUUAGGCGAUGGCAAAUCUUGUGCCGGACUGGAGAGGUUGCCAGAUUAUGGCACCUACUACAAUACCUAUAACUAUGCUCAGUUCUCCCCCAUGAGAGACUACUAUCGACCUCAGCAAUAUAUCAGGGAAUCCUCCAGUCUCUACAGCUCCUACACAGAGUAUAGCAACAGCAGAGUUCCCAUCUCCAGGACUAAAAGGAAUGUUAGAGAGACUUGCCCUGAAGGCUAUGAGGCAAGAAAUAACAAAUGUAUAGAUAUUGAUGAAUGUGAGAACAGAGAUGCUUGUCAGCAUGAGUGCAGAAACACCUUGGGAAGUUACCAGUGUUUCUGCCCAACUGGUUACCGGGUAAUGCCCAAUGGCAAAGCAUGCCAAGAUAGAGACGAAUGCUUUGAACAGAACAUCCACUGUGGACCAAACCACAUGUGCUUUAACAUGAGAGGGAGCUAUAAGUGCAUAGAUACACCUUGUCCUCCAGAUUAUCAACGAGAUCCUCUUUCUGGGUUCUGCCUCAAGAACUGCCCACCUAAUGAUCUGGAGUGCGCCUUGAGUCCCUAUGCCUUGGAAUACAAAUUUGUAUCCCUUCCAUUUGGGAUUGCUGCCAAUCAGGAUUUGAUCCGACUAGUUGCCUACACUGAAGACGGAGUGAUGCAUCCAAGGACAAGUUUCCUCAUGGUAAACGAGGAAGUGACGAUCCCUUUUGCACUCAGAGACGAGAACUUGAAAGGAGUGGUGUACACAACCAGGCCUCUGCGAGAGCCAGAUACGUACAGAAUGAGAGUCAGGGCUCUGUCUUAUAGCGUCGAUGGAGCCAUUGAAUAUCAGACAACCUUCAUAGUCUAUAUAGCUGUGUCUGCCUAUCCAUACUAGGAAAAGCACUGCUGACAGUAAUCAAAGUAUGUUAACCAAAUGCAUACAAGUGCCGCUGGGUAUCACCACUUCCAGAAUGAAUGCUGCCUCAUCUUAAAACAGUUGCAGACCUUGCAACUUGGGGGGGAAAUAUGGUGCUAUGUUCUAUACUUGUUUUGUCCCUCUGGCUGUCAAUCUGUUAAAAUAAUUCCAUCUUGACAAAGAAUUACCAUAACCCUUGAUUCAUCGGAAUCUUAACCACUUGCUUUAUUUAUUACACUGGAGCAGUCACUUUCCAAAGAUUGUUCUGCUGACUCUUUGUAACUAGUUAGAAAUACUAGUUAGGUGGUAAUUUAGUGAUUAAAAGUGGAAGGCAUUUUGUUCCCCCCCCCCGAAAUGAAAACAAAGCAAAGUAUAUUUCUCACAAAAUUGC
Molecule: messenger RNA, 17368 nt
Organism: Elgaria multicarinata webbii
Lineage: Eukaryota; Metazoa; Chordata; Lepidosauria; Squamata; Anguidae
Gene: HMCN1
Product: hemicentin 1
Exons: 107
Coding region: 1-16956 (5651 amino acids)
Molecular function (GO): calcium ion binding
Source: RefSeq, a predicted model, not a curated record